AAUAUUCGCUUGCCUUGUCAUUAAUUUUUCAUUGGAGAAGUGAUGACAUACGUUUUACAAAAAACGCAAAAUAUUUAUUUUGCUAAAUGUUUAAAGUGAAAUAUUCUCUUUUUUGCUAUCAUGAUAUUGUUAGCGAUAUUUUUUCUGUAAAAUUAUUUUAAUUUGUGUUAAAAUGCCGGAAACUUCAGCAGUUAGUGUAGCUAUUUUAGCAGCUUCUUGUAAUAUAAUACUUCAGGUUUUAGUUCGUAUUUUAUCAUCACUUUCCAAUGCAAUUAUAUUCCGUUUCAUCACUAAAGAAGCUCUUGGUGUUAUAAAUGUUCGGUUACUCUUACUUUAUUCAACAUGUCAUUGUUUGAGUCGUGAAGCAUUUCGACGCUCUUGUUUAUCUAGGUUUGAUAAAAAGUCCUUAGAGAAGAAGUUUAAUCUAUUGUGGAUGAUAAUUCCUGUUUGUUUAAUUUGUUCACUCCUGCUGCGGUACAUUUGGUUGAAUGUGUUGGAAGAACCUGAUCCUCAUCUUGUUAAGCACUAUUCUGCUGGUGUGAAUAUCGUUAUCAUUUCAGUCUUGAUUGAAAGCCUUGCAGAACCUCUUUAUGUAUUUAGUCAAAGUAGUCAGUUUAUAAAAUUAAAGGUAGUUCUAGAAGGAACAAUGCUGACUGUGAGGAGCCUUAGUAUGGUUUUAUGUCUAAGCAGAUGGCCAGAACAAGCUAUGUAUUGCUUUUGCUUCAGUCAGGCUUUGAGUUCUGUUGUGUACACAUUGUCAUUUUAUGGUUAUUUUGGAUAUUAUUUAAAUUCCUCUGAGCAAAAGAUUUCUCCUUUAUUAAUUUCAUCUCUACGUGACACUCUUCCCAAAUUUUCCAAGUAUUUUGUGGAAUGGGAAGAUCUUUGUUUGACUUGGAGUUUUUUUAAACAAACUUUAUUGAAACAACUUCUUACAGAAGGUGAGCGCUAUUUGAUGAGUUUUUUCACCCUUCUUUCAUUUGCUGAACAAGGCCUCUAUGAUGUUGUUAACAACUUGGGAUCGCUAGCUGCUCGAUUCAUUUUGUUGCCAAUAGAAGAUAGUGCAUAUUUGCUCUUUACUCAGAUACUGACAAGAGACAGAACUUCCCAGCCUUUGGAAAAUCUGUCUAUGGCACUUACAAUUUUAGGAAGAAUUUUGAAGUUAAUGUUUCUGUUAGGUCUUACAAUCUUAAUGUUUGGUUAUUCCUAUUCCCAACUGCUCCUGUAUAUAUAUGGUGGAACAAAAUUAAGUUCUGGAAUAGGUCUUACUUUGAUGCGAUGGCACUGCUUUUAUGUGUUGCUUCUAGCAAUAAAUGGAAUUUCUGAAGGUUUUAAAUUUGCUGUCAUGGGUCAUUCAGAAAUUGACAGAUAUAAUAAGAGCCUAGUUUGCUUGUCUGUUGGUUUCUUAAUAGCUGGAUAUUGUCUUGUUACAGUUUUUGGGAGUUCAGGAUUCAUUAUGGCAAAUUGUUUAAACAUGUUAUUUAGAAUAGUUCAUAGCUUUCAUUUUAUUCAAGGGUAUUUUCAAGUACCCAAGUACUGGUGGUCUAGAAUUGUUCCUCAUUCAUCUGUGAUACAAGUUUUAAUUGCCAUUACUAUUAUUACAUCCAUUUCUGAGAUGUAUUUGUGCUGUGACAGCAUAUACAAAUGGAUAUGGCAUUUUUUAUUAGGAGCUGCUUGCUUUUUGGCUUUCCUUAGUGUUGUAUGGUAUAAAGAAAAUGAACUAAUUCGUUUUGUUUAUGAACAGUGGAAGAAGAAAGAAUCUACUGAAAGCAAACCUAAAUUAAAUUAGAACAUUGUGAUAUAAAGCGAGAGAAAU
Argiope bruennichi is the source of this 1813-nucleotide messenger RNA. Its product is annotated as protein RFT1 homolog. Gene Ontology annotation, cellular component: endoplasmic reticulum membrane. The transcript has 14 exons. NCBI's taxonomy places the organism in Eukaryota, Metazoa, Arthropoda, Arachnida, Araneae, Araneidae. The record is from RefSeq and is a predicted model, not a curated record. The coding region runs from base 173 to 1786 and encodes 537 amino acids. Gene Ontology annotation, biological process: dolichol-linked oligosaccharide biosynthetic process; glycolipid translocation.